Molecule: messenger RNA, 2055 nt
Organism: Siniperca chuatsi (mandarin fish)
Lineage: Eukaryota; Metazoa; Chordata; Actinopteri; Centrarchiformes; Sinipercidae
Exons: 4
Coding region: 57-1835 (592 amino acids)
Molecular function (GO): nucleic acid binding; metal ion binding; hydrolase activity
Source: RefSeq, a predicted model, not a curated record
CCCUGGUGAGUGCCAGUGUGUCCAACAGCUUCAAAGACUGCGGCCAAUUUUUCUACAUGCAGGCACCACCAGCAGGGGUGAAGGGGACCAGCCUGAGGAAGAUCUGCCAGAAGUAUGCAGACAAACUGCGCUACGCCACGUUGUAUGACAGCAGUCGCCGCCUCCCCCUCUACUCAGCCUACAUCUUUAAGAAGUCUGAUGGGAAGAGGAGGAUGGACACACCAUGGAUGUAUGAGCCACAGCUGGUUUCUGAUGAUGAGAGUGGCAACAUGAGAGCACUCCCCCUUACUGAAGACACUCCCCCUCUGAUUGAGGUCAGCCAGGCUGUGUUGGAGGACUACACUGAUGCUGUAGAAUAUAGACGUGGUCCACUGAAUCCUGACCUGCACCAAUCAGAGCCAGAUGACAAAUCAUCCACAUAUACUCUGACCAAUGUAGUCCCAUUAAUCCCACACUUCCUGGACACUUCUUGGAACCCAUACUUGGACAUCAUCCGCCGUCGCCUCAACAACUUCUGCCACGGCAAAUCUUUCAUGGUGACAGGGGUGACCGUUUCUGGGGCAACCAUCCAGCGAGAAAACAGGGACCGCCUGGCAAUCCCAAAACACUUGUGGCUGGCUUACUGCUGCCCACGGUUUGACCGUAACUCUCCCUAUGAGGUCAGGUUCAUGUUCCCUAGUUAUGGGGGCUAUGCACUGAAUGAAAAGACUGAACACAGUGUGGUGGAAGUCCCUCUGAAGACUCUGGAGAGGUUCCUGAAGAGCCAGACAGACAUAGACAGUGACCUGACUAUUUUCUACAAGGGCUGUGUGUCAGAAAACACCUUCAAGAAGAAGAGAGACCUGACCAGUGUUUCAAGACACAUUCAAUCAUUUGUAGCAGCUCACAGAGCAAUACUUGACUUCAAUUUAACAGCUGUAACCUCUCACCAGAGUGCUCUCCCGACUAUGGCAUUUUGGGCGCAGAUGGCUUUCUUGCUUGUCAACAUAAUAACAUCGGCGGUAAGAGGGAGAGUGGAAAAAGAGUUGUCUCCAGAGUGCAGAGAAUUCCUCUACAUGGGAACACCACCGACUGGGCUGGCGCACCACUCCCUCCAGUUCAUUUGUCAACGUUACAACAAGAAGCCACGCUACCUGACGCUGUACAACACUGUGGACCACAUACCUGUCUAUUCUGCCUACACUUUCAAACGCUCAGAUGGGGAGAAAUGUGUGGAUGUCCCAUGGAUGUAUGAACCUCAGCUAUCCACAUCCUCUGAUACAGAUGAGAUGCAGCCUUUCCCUCAUGGUUACAUGCACAUGAAUUUUGAAGAUGCCCAAGCUGUCCUGGAUGAUUAUACAAACGCCAUCCUUUACGAGCGUGGUACCCUCAACCCAGAUGAGCAUCAGGACGAACCUGAUGACAAGGCCUCCACCUACACCCUCACCAAUGUCGUGCCCAUGGGGCCCAAUUUCAACAACAGAGUCUGGAACAAACAGGAGCACAUCAUCCGCAAACGGCUUAACAACUACUGUCGUGGAACAGCUUACAUUGUCACAGGUAUCACCACCUCGGGGAAGAUGAUCCGCCGGCAAAACAUCAACCGCAUUGCAGUGCCCACGUACUUGUGGUCAGCUUAUUGCUGUGUUGACUACGACCACAAUGCACCUUAUAAUGAGCGCUAUAAGUUCCCAUCUUUUGCGCACUAUGGCCUCAAUGAGGAGGAGAACAACGAAGUGGUGGAAAUCUCUGUCCAGAAGCUGAAGGAGUUCCUCAAAAAGACAACCUUUGUAGACCAGAACUUUCAGAUCUUUGUGGGUGACUGUGUCCCACCAGCAUCCAGUAAAACUGAAUAGGGAAAUAUUUAGCUAUAAGGCAGCUAUGUGCUAUUUUGCCUUAAAAAUCUGUUCAUCAGCCAUGAUACAUUUUUUAUUUACACCUGUGCUUUUCCUGCUGUGAAAUCAAAAUGUCUUCUGUGACAAAGGCCCAUAGCCUAUUGGAGGAGCUAACAUGUAAUUUACAAUACACACUUACAAAAAUGUACCUGCUUUGUCAAAUUUGCAGUAAUAAACCUUU